CCGACACCUGGCCAUCCCAGCCAUAACCACAACGAACCACCCGAUAAUCAAAAUGUUCUACGAACCCGGCAAAACAGACCACGGUCUGCCUCAUGAUCCAUUUAAGUCCUGCGUCAUCCCCCGCCCCAUCGGCUGGAUCAGCACCACCUCCACAAAUGGGACCUCCAACCUCGCUCCGUACUCCCAAUUCACCAACCUCACCUUCGACCCGCCCUACGUCCUCUUCAGCAGCAACCAAACCGUCGACGGUACCCGAAAAGACACCGUCGUCAACGCCGAAUCCACCGGCCGAUUCGUCUGGAACAUGGCGACGUACGACCUGCGCGAGGCGAUGAACAUCACCGCGCAGCAGUUCCCGUACGGGGUGGACGAGUUCGAGGAGGCGGGGUUGAGCAAGGAGAUGAGCAGGGUGCUGGAUGGCGUGCCGAUGGUCAAGGAGUCGCCCGUUAGGUUUGAGUGUGUGUAUCAUUCGACGAUGCGGUUGCCUGGGAAUCCGCCGAUGGGGACGGUCGAUGUCGUGGUCGGUCGGGUGGUGGGGGUGCAUGUCGAUGAGGGGGUGAUUACGGAUGGACUGCUGGAUGUGAAGAAGAUGAGGCCCAUUGCCAGGUGUGGCUAUUUUCAGUAUGCCGUUGUGGAGAGUACGUUUGACAUGGUUAUUCCGGGCAUGUCGGAGGAUGUGUUGUAUGGGUUGGAGGGGAGUGCGAGGAGGAAUGGGGAGAGGGCGAGGAGGAAU
Aspergillus heteromorphus CBS 117.55 is the source of this 733-nucleotide messenger RNA. RefSeq names its product flavin reductase family protein. Gene Ontology annotation, molecular function: FMN binding. NCBI's taxonomy places the organism in Eukaryota, Fungi, Ascomycota, Eurotiomycetes, Eurotiales, Aspergillaceae. The annotation marks the transcript as partial. The record is from RefSeq and is a predicted model, not a curated record. The transcript has 2 exons.